GGCUUCUCCAUAGACCACACCCUGGAGAGCUCCGCCCCCAGACACGCCCCGCGGCGCAUUGUGGGAUCUGUCAGCCCUUCCGGAGCCUGACGCGGCGCUAGGUCAUGGGGAUCCAGCCGAGCCCGGUCCUGCUAGCCUCUCUAGGGGUGGGGCUGCUUACUCUGUUCGGACUAGCUGUGGUUACCUAUCUGGUUCGAAGAUCCCGCCGGCCCCAGGUCACUCUCCAGGACCCGGAUGAGAAGUACCUGCUGCGCUUGUUAGACAAGACGACUGUGAGCCACAACACCAGGAGGUUCCGCUUUGCCCUGCCCACCGCCCACCACAUUCUGGGACUACCUGUGGGCAAGCAUGUCUACCUCUCUGCUCGAAUUGAUGGCAGUCUGGUCAUCAGGCCUUACACUCCUGUCACCAGUGAUGAAGACCAAGGCUAUGUGGAUCUUGUCAUCAAGGUUUAUUUAAAAGGUGUGCAUCCCAAAUUUCCUGAAGGAGGGAAGAUGUCUCAGUACCUGGAUAGCCUGAAGAUUGGGGAUGUGGUGGAGUUUCGGGGGCCAAGUGGGUUGCUCAGUUAUGCUGGAAAAGGGAAUUUUAACAUUCAGCCCAACAAAAAGUCUCCACCUGAACUGCGAGUGGCAAAGAAAUUGGGAAUGAUUGCUGGUGGGACAGGAAUCACCCCAAUGCUGCAGCUAAUCCGGGCCAUCUUGAAAGUCCCUGAAGAUCCAACCCAGUGCUUUCUGCUUUUUGCCAACCAGACUGAAAAGGACAUAAUCCUACGGGAGGACCUAGAGGAACUUCAGGCCCAAUAUCCCAACCGCUUUAAGCUCUGGUUCACUCUGGAUCAUCCCCCAGAAGAUUGGACGUACAGCAAGGGUUUUGUGACUGCUGACAUGAUCCAGGAGCACCUGCCUGCCCCAGCAGAUGACGUGCUACUGCUACUCUGCGGGCCACCGCCUAUGGUACAGCUGGCCUGCCAUCCUAACUUGGACAAGCUGGGCUAUUCACAAAAGAUGCGAUUCACCUACUGAGCAUCUCAACCUGCCUCCACAUAUGCAGUUGUCCCUAGUCAGUCCUUGACCACCAUGAGGCCUAGAGCCUUUGCUAAGAGCAUCAGCCUUUUGUGUCUCAUCCUGGAACCUGGAUGCUUGAAGAAGUGACACUCCUCUGGCUAUGGUAUAGGCAGGUCAGGCUGAGUCACUUCCUGGAAGCCUCCCUUAUCCUAAUCUCCAUGUGGUAAAAGGUCCAGAUGAAGCACAUAAGGCACAGUCUCUUCUGUAGGGCCAGGAAGAAGAGAGCCUGUACAUUUGUCAUAAGGCUGGCUAGUCCCUGAGAACAUCAUGGGCUCACCUUCUUCGUGUCUGUGAUGAAGGGAAUGGAAAAGGUACAAUACAUUUUGCUCAAUAUUCAACUCUACUGCUUAUGUGAGCACAGGUUGAGUGGGCUUAUAGACAUAGUCCUACAGAAAGUGAAGGAAAGGAAUUAUUUUCCAGAACUCUAAGCCUCAGAGAAAGGAGUCUGACCACAUAUUUGCAUGUGUAUCUCUCAGCCCUUGCCCAGGCUAGAGUGAAGUGGUUACCCACAAUUUAUGAUUGCUGCUUGUAAAAGGAGUAGAGCCCUGGCUGUUCAAAUAAAUGGAGCUGAGGCCCUGAUGAUCUCAA
Messenger RNA from Mesocricetus auratus (golden hamster), 1652 nucleotides. Its product is annotated as NADH-cytochrome b5 reductase 1. Gene Ontology annotation, cellular component: mitochondrion. Gene Ontology annotation, molecular function: FAD binding; oxidoreductase activity. The record is from RefSeq and is a predicted model, not a curated record. Bases 105 to 1022 code for a protein of 305 amino acids. NCBI's taxonomy places the organism in Eukaryota, Metazoa, Chordata, Mammalia, Rodentia, Cricetidae. The transcript is spliced from 9 exons.